AGGUGAAUUUUGAUCAAAAAAAAAAAACAAUACUUAAUUAUUGUGAAAUGUAAUAACUAAUUAGAAAGAAGCAAUGUUCCAUUUUGCUUUUAUUUUGUCUUUGUUUAUGAAUCAAAUAUUUAUAUAAACUCCACCAACACACUACACUACACAAACAAAAAGCUUGGAGCUCAUUUCUCUGUCACAAAAAUGGCGGCGAAGAAUAUUCACCACGUUCUGCUAGUCACAUUUCCGGCUCAAGGCCACAUCAACCCAUCCCUCCAGUUCGCCAAACGCCUCGCCAAACUCGGCGUCGCCGUCACCUUCCUGACCAGCUCGUCCGCCGUACGCCGCAUGACCACCACCGCCGCCGCAAUCAACUUCGCCUCAUUCAGCGACGGAUUCGACGGCGGCUGGUCCAACGACGAAACCCAGAACUUCAUGGCGGCGCUGAGAACCCACGGCAGCAAGGCGGUGGAGGACGCCGUCGCCGCCGCCGCAGCUGAAAACCGCCCCUUCAGCCGCGUGAUCUACACUCUCCUCGUCCCGUGGGCCGGCCAGGUGGCGCACCGCCUCCGAGUUCCGGUGACCCUCCUCUGGAUCCAACCGGCGAUCCUCUUCGGCGUCUACUUCUACUACUUCAACAAAUACUUCGACGCCGCCGCUAUGAACGAAGAAGACGACGGUAAUAAUAAUAAUAAUAAUAAAAUAAUCGAGCUUCCCGGGUUGCCACCGUUUGCUCCGUCAGAUUUGCCGUCAUUCAUGUCAGCCUCAAACCCUAGCAUGUACGACUUCGCACUCCCGACUUUCACGGAGAAUUUCGAAAUCCUCGAUAGAGAGAUUUCUCCGACGGUGCUCAUCAACACAUUCCAAUCUCUCGAAUCCGAAGCGUUAACCGCCAUAACCAAGUACAAGCUAACGGCAAUAGGUCCGUUAAUCCCGUCGGCAUUCCUCGACGGAAAAGACCCCACCGACACAUCGUUCGGCGGCGACCUAAUCAAGAAACCGCCGUCACAAGACUACCUACAAUAUCUUGACUCAAAACCGAAAUCCUCCGUAGUGUACGUAGCUUUCGGUAGCUACUCGGAGUUAUCAAAACCGCAAAUGGCGGAGAUUGCGAAAGGGUUGAUCAAGAGCGGGAAGCCGUUUUUGUGGGUUAUAAGAGGCGCCGAAAGCGUCGAAAAGCUCGACGGAAUAUUCUCGGGAAUAUUCCCGGGUGGCGGUUCUUUAAUGUAUAGGGAGGAAUUGGAGAGGCAAGGCAAGAUUGUGGGGUGGUGCACGCAAGUGGAGGUGCUCUCGCACCCUUCGGUGGGGUGUUUCUUCACGCACUGCGGGUGGAAUUCGACUCUGGAGAGCUUGGUUUGCGGUGUGCCGGUGGUGGGGUUUCCGCAGUGGACCGAUCAAACGACGAACGCAAAGUUGGUGGAGGAUUUUUGGAGGAGUGGUGUGAGAGUUGGUGGUGGUGGUGGUGGAGGUGUGGUGGAGGGUGAUGAGAUAGAGAGGUGCUUGGGGGUGGUUAUGGGCGGCGGAGAUAGGGCGGCGGAGAUGAGGAGAGAGGCGGAGAAGUGGAGAGGGUUGGCUAAGGAAGCUAUGGAGGAAGAUGGUUCUUCUAAUGUCAAUCUCAAGAGUUUUGUGGAUGAGCUUCUUCUUUGAUUUUAAUUUUAAUUUUAUUUUUUUUGAACUAAAAAUUAGGUCUUGGAUAUUUUGUAUUGUGUACUAUUUAAUUGGCUAUUUUGAAUAUUGUUGUUGUUGUGAAAUAAUUGAUAAAUGAAACACAUGUGUAUUUUUAUGUGAUUGAGUGAUGUACUUGUAAUUUGCGAUUA
This is a messenger RNA of Erythranthe guttata (spotted monkey flower), 1802 nucleotides long. RefSeq names its product UDP-glycosyltransferase 75C1. Gene Ontology annotation, molecular function: quercetin 7-O-glucosyltransferase activity; quercetin 3-O-glucosyltransferase activity. The record is from RefSeq and is a predicted model, not a curated record. Lineage: Eukaryota; Viridiplantae; Streptophyta; Magnoliopsida; Lamiales; Phrymaceae.